Molecule: messenger RNA, 1075 nt
Organism: Durio zibethinus
Lineage: Eukaryota; Viridiplantae; Streptophyta; Magnoliopsida; Malvales; Malvaceae
Source: RefSeq, a predicted model, not a curated record
UCACAUUGUGAGGAAAGAAGAAAGAGAAGAAGGCAAGGUUUUCAAUCUUCAUUCAACCAAAGAUCGGCAAGCCCGAGGUUGUAUUUCAAUUCGACACAUUUCUAUUAAAACCAUAAAUUUUUUUCCUUUAAUCAAAAAAAACGAAUUUCGAAAAGGAAUCAUCCGUUAGAGAAACCACGUCAUAAUUAAAACUCAGAAAUUUUUUUCCCGAACAGAAAAAAAGGUAGAAAAUGUUUAAAAAGUUUUUUCAUUUUCUUUUCACCGUAUAACCUCGAGUUCCCAAACCUUAACGCCACUCAUUUUCCAUUUCCGUAAGGCAAAACCCUAAAAAAAUUUCCUUUCUCUUGUUGUCUCGAUGGAGAGUUACGGGUCGGGUCAAAGGCCGUACGGGGUGGAUCGUCGGAUGGAGAUAGUAAGCGGGAAGAGUUCGAGCGUUGGACCCAAUCAGAUUUUCUCGACUCGUUCCCGCUCCCCCGAUUUACCACCCGCUCCGAUUCGGACGGCUCGUCCGAUUCAAGGGACAUCGAAGCCGUGGGGUUUCACGGAUCCCGAGAUGAAGAGGAAGAAGAGGAUAGCGAAAUACAAGGUUUACACGGUGGAAGGAAAAGUGAAGGCUUCUUUGAGGAAAGGGUUCCGUUGGAUCAAGAACAAGUGCUCGCAGAUCGUCCAUGGAUACUAAAGGGGACUAUAUUUGCGGCUCAGGUUGUGUACAUGUCGGACGGAGGAUGGGAACCAGUGGUGCAGUGGCAAGAUCUUGAUGAAAUUGAUAGUUUUGACAUUUUGGUGCUGAGAAAAGCUGUGGGUAAGUAAGAUAUACCAAUAAGACGCAACCCAAGAUAUAAAUUUCACCAAUUUUUUCAGAAAAUAAAAGAUUAUUUUUUUCUUUUGCUUUAUUCUUACCAAACCAUUGGAAAACAAGAUUUAAUUUAUGAACGGGAUAGCUGUUUAAAAUUUAAAUGUCAAAUGACUCUGUUUUAUUUUAUUUUUUUUGUUUUUUAUGUCUGGAUUAUUAGAUUUAUUGUAACUUCAUUAUUCCAAUUAAUGAUGUGAAAGGUCCUUUGCCUUGCUUAAGUUU